AAGCAGUUCGGCUUCCUGGCUUGCUCGCUCGGACUUGCGGGCUGGGACUGUAGGAUUACCUGUCCCGAGCGGCGACCUGCCCUUCUCCACGUGCCCGCGGUCGCAGCAUGCCUCCCAGGAUCCCAGGACCUCCGGCCAGGUUGGCUUAGAGAAGACGCGGCCUCCACGCGUGGGCUCCGGGCUCAUUAGCCCGCAACUCCAUCGGUGGGAAACGGCCGGGCUGAGCCGCGGGGAGCAGCCAGCUAGAGCCUUGUAGGCCUUCGGGCCCGGCCCUGGAGGAGGAUGAGCUGGCUCUUUCCGCUGACCAAGAGCGCCUCCUCCUCCGCAGCUGGGACCCCCAGUGGCCUCACCAGCCUUCAGCAGCAGAAGCAGCGUCUGAUCGAAUCUCUACGGAACUCUCACUCCAGUAUAGCUGAAAUACAGAAAGAUGUGGAAUACAGAUUACCAUUCACCGUAAACAACUUGACAAUUAACAUUAAUAUAUUGCUUCCUCCUCAAUUUCCUCAGGAAAAACCAGUAAUCAGUGUUUAUCCUCCAAUACGACAUCACCUAAUGGAUAAGCAAGGAGUGUAUGUUACCUGUCCAUUAGUAAACAAUUUUACAAUGCACUCGGAUCUUGGAAAAAUUAUUCAGAGUUUAUUGGAUGAAUUUUGGAAGAACCCUCCAGUUUUGGCUCCUGCUUCAACCGCAUUUCCAUACUUGUAUAGUAACCCAGGUGGACUGCCUCCUUAUGCUUCUCAGGGUUUUUCAUUUCUCCCUCCACACCCGCCACAAGAAGCUAACAGGACUAUUUCUGCGGUGUCUGUUGCUGACACUGUUUCUUCAACCACAAGUUAUGCUACAGCCAAAUCUGCCGUUCCUUCAUUUGGCAUCCUUUCGAGUCUGCCAUUGCCCAUUCCAGUGACAGAAACUUCAGCACCGAUCAGCCAAAAUUGUGUUGCCUAUAAGAUGCCAGAGGUCCCGGAUGUGUUUCCAGAACUCUCAGAACUAAGUGUGUCCCAACUCACAGAUCUGAAUGAACAAGAGGAGCUAUUGCUAGAGCAGUUUCUGACUUUGCCUCAACUAAAGCAAAUCCUUACUGACAAGGGUGACCUCGUACACAGUAUUGAGGAGCUGGCAAGGAAAAACCUCCUUUUGGAGCCCAGUUUGGAAGCCAAAAGGCAAACUGUCUUAGAGAAGUAUGAAUUACUUACACAAAUGAAAUCUAGUUUUGAAAAGAAGAUGCAAAGGCAGCAUGAACUUAGUGAGAGCUGUAGUGCAAGCGCCCUGCAGGCCAGGUUGAAAGUAGCUGCACAUGAAGCUGAGGAAGAAUCCGAUAAUAUCGCUGAAGACUUCUUGGAGGGAAAAACUGAAAUAGAUGAUUUUCUCAGUAGCUUCAUGGAAAAGAGAACUAUUUGCCACUGUAGACGAGCCAAAGAAGAGAAGCUUCAACAGGCAAUAGCAAUGCAUAGCCAAUUUCAUGCCCCACUAUAGAUUUUUUGAAAACAUGAACUACCAAGAGAGGAAUGGGACAAAACAACUCAACACAUUGUUUUAUGCUCAAGAUUCACAAAUUGGCAUUUCAUCCCAGCGGCUGAAUUUUUAGACUAAUGACAUAGAUUGUAUAUAGAACAGACUGAUUUUGUACAGGUUAGAAUGAUUGCUGUAAUCUUUGAAAUUUUUUCUGCACUCUUUGCACUGAAAAUGUUUAUUUAUUACUGAUAAAUCCUAGCCUAUUUGGGUUUCACUGCCAUACCUCUCUUAUUAGAAAUUAAAUACCUAUGCAUGUUAUUUUAGCUAGGUUUCAAUAUUUUAUAAAAUUAUCUCAUUUAAAUUUGUGUUUUUUAUUUUAAAACCCCUCAUUUCUGUAUCAAGAAUGAUUUGUCAUUUAGAUUUUUCCCUCGUGGGUUUUUCUUUCGAAAGUUUCUGGAUGCACUUUGAAAAGAGUUUGUUUUGAAAUAUCCAGAGGGUCAGGAAACACUAACCUUGCCAGUGUGCUGUCUCAAAGAAAUUAACUUUUAGUAAGUACAAUAAACCUAAAGGAUAAGAUACUUGUUCUUAUAUAGUGUUUUAUUUUUAAAACAGAAUAUGUAUUUUAAAAGCAAUAUAGGUAUAAAUGGAUAUUAUACCUAAUAGGGAAAUAAAAACACCUGCCUUUCACUUAAACUAGUAAAACACAAACUUUUAUGUUGUCUUAUUUUGUAAGAAAAAUAUUUCAUAAGUUUGUGGUUGGAUAAGGAAAGAUGCUUUCUAAAUUCCUAUUGUUAAAGUUAAUAGCUUUCUUUUUUUUCAGUAAAUAAUCAAUCUAGAUAUAAGAAAGUUAAUGAGUUUUUUUGUCCUUGUACUGUGAGUUAACAUUUCAUAGGAGAAAGCUAUUGUAACAAGUUAAAUUAAGAUAUUCUUAGGAAUCCUAAUUUAAUGAGUUUAAUGGAAUCUCUGUCUAGUACUUUAUACAAUAAUGUGUUUCUAAGUAUCACAGAUUGAAAACACUUAACGUUUAUUCUUAAAAGCUAAUAAAGGAGAGAAUCUUAACAAAUGAGAAAAAUCAGAAAAUAUUUCUAAGGCUUAGGAAUGUAGUGUCUAAAAUCACAAGACAAACUGAAGCGUAUUUUUAUUUAAACUUCAUCCCAAUGUGAUUGUCAUUCUAAACACCAGCAUACAGUAUAGUUUACCUUCUCUUUAUUCUGCUGUUGUUCUUAUCCAUGUUUUUGGGAUUAGAACUUUAAAAAUACAAAAUUAUUUUUUUACACUUAAAAGAACUUCUAGUUUAUGUGUGUGGAAAAUUAAGUAUUCACAGAAACAAUAAAGAUACAAUGUUGGAUCAAAGAUUAGCAUUUAUUCAUCACCUGUCUAGACUCCUGGCACUACUAAGGACUUGUUGCUUACCCUUCAGGAUGACUGUGUGAGGGGGGCGUAGUUAUUUACCAUUCCUGAUGUACAGGUGAGGUCAGAAUGUUUGGAGCUGUGGCAGAGCCCUCUGGGUCUUCAGAGAGCUUUAGAUAGCACUGGCUAUCAGAGCUUCAGUUUUACAAAGCUCGUUGUUUGCAAACAGUCAUGGAGCUUUUUUAGAAACCAAAUCUGGCCAAUAACAGACCAGCAGACCAAACCAGUUUUAUUAAGCACCCACAGACUAAUUAAUUAAGCCUCAUCUAUACAACCAACAUUGUACAUCUCGAUGACGUCAUGCCUUAUCCCAGCUUCACGCUAAACACAGCUUGGUCUCUCCUUCUUAAAUGAAAGGAGUAGAUAUUUCAUCACAAUCCAGUCAUACAGGUAGUUUAAAUCACACGAGAUGGAAAAAGUCUACCUUUGAAUUCGGGUUCUGCUUUUAUAGUAGAUACUUUAGAAGCUAUCAUUUUUAUAACUAUGACUGUUUUCAUAAAAUUAGUCAUAUGGCAGAAACAAUGCCAAAGGAAAAGAGAAAUGCCUAUCAAAGCAAAGAUUCUGAUUUUAUUUUAACAACUAAGAGAAGACUAAAUGGAAAUCUAAAUGUAGAGGAAAGAGUGGGGGUUAUUAGCCAGUUCAAGGUGGUAGUUUGUUAUGGAUAGACAUUAAAACAUCUCAAAACAGAAGAAAUUCCAUAUCAAUGAGGUACAUACUGAAGGAUGUGUCCAGGAUGGAAGACAUUUCUGUGAUAAGUAGAGAAUUACUAUUGGGAUACAGGUUGAUUUGACAAGUAAGCGUAAUCAUAUUUCAUAUAUUCUCAAGUUGAAGGGGAAGAAAUUAAAUUUCCCCUAGAGUGCCCUGAAGGCAUAAAAAUGCUUUUUAAGAUUUCCCCUCUUUUUCCAUACUUUCACUUAAAUUCUUUAGGAAGUUUCAUUCUUGAUUAGGAACAUUAGGUAAGUGAAUAUAAUAAAAUUUUAAUCCAUUUUUAUAGUGUCUAAUAUCUAAAUAUCACUAAAUAAUAAAUCAUCUGAGCUCUGAAAAUUACUAGCUACUUUGGUCAAUUCUGAAAUUUCUUUAUACCACUUGCCCUAAAUAAGCACUUUCUGAUUGACCUUUGAUUUAAAACUAUAAUGUACCCUUAGAUUCAUGUUAGACUGACCAUGUUCUUUUAAGGCCUUCUGAAAGCAAAACAAGUUUUGAUCAGCAAUAAUCAUAACCUUUUUAAAAAUCAAUUUCAGCCUCAGGUCACCCUCCUAAAAGAAGUCUAAAUAAAUAUAUACUUAUAAUGUCUUGUAACAACUUGGGACAACCAAUGAAAAGUUAUGGCUCUGAUGUAGAAGAUGCCACAUUAAAGAAUUAAAAUUUAAGAUAUCAAAUAUUUAUACUGGUUUUUAAAAAAAAUAAAUGUAUAAUCCUGUUUGGCA
Molecule: messenger RNA, 4289 nt
Organism: Echinops telfairi (small Madagascar hedgehog)
Lineage: Eukaryota; Metazoa; Chordata; Mammalia; Afrosoricida; Tenrecidae
Gene: VPS37A
Product: VPS37A subunit of ESCRT-I
Exons: 12
Coding region: 283-1473 (396 amino acids)
Biological process (GO): protein targeting to vacuole; ubiquitin-dependent protein catabolic process via the multivesicular body sorting pathway; protein targeting to membrane
Cellular component (GO): ESCRT I complex
Source: RefSeq, a predicted model, not a curated record